Messenger RNA from Sander lucioperca (pikeperch), 612 nucleotides. It is a transcript of the gene rps12, whose product is annotated as ribosomal protein S12. Gene Ontology annotation, molecular function: structural constituent of ribosome. The coding region runs from base 189 to 587 and encodes 132 amino acids. Gene Ontology annotation, cellular component: cytosolic small ribosomal subunit; ribosome. The record is from RefSeq and is a predicted model, not a curated record. Gene Ontology annotation, biological process: translation. The transcript has 6 exons. NCBI's taxonomy places the organism in Eukaryota, Metazoa, Chordata, Actinopteri, Perciformes, Percidae.
AUGGUUAUUUCAUGGUUUGUGUAAUUUUGAACAUUGAAACUACAACAGGCGCCACUUGGACGCCGCUGUAUGGCACAGAUGGGGCCUGGUGCUAUGAAAGCAAUGUCGCGAGUUUAUGACGUCCUCUUUUACCGCUACCCGAGAGUAGGAUAGGAACUUUUAAGCCUACCAUCCAUCUUUAAUCAACAAUGGCCGAGGAAGGCGUCGCUGCUGGAGGUGUGAUGGAUGUCAACACUGCUCUCCCUGAAGUGCUUAAGACCGCUCUCAUCCACGAUGGCCUCGCCCGUGGUAUCCGUGAGGCUGCUAAGGCUCUGGACAAGCGUCAAGCCCAUCUCUGCGCCCUUGCAGGCAACUGCGAUGAGCCCACCUACGUCAAGCUGGUGGAGGCCCUCUGUGCUGAGCAUCAGAUCAACCUGAUUAAGGUUGAUGACAACAAGAAGCUCGGCGAGUGGGUCGGUCUGUGCAAGAUCGACCGUGAGGGCAAACCCCGCAAGGUUGUGGGCUGCAGCUGUGUCGUUGUCAAGGACUAUGGCAAGGAGUCUCAGGCCAAGGAUGUGAUUGAGGAAUACUUCAAAAGCAAGAAAUAAAAUGUCAAUAAAAAGUGGAAAUGGA